Kickxella alabastrina is the source of this 1051-nucleotide messenger RNA. Its product is annotated as alpha/beta fold family hydrolase. The coding region runs from base 95 to 961 and encodes 288 amino acids. Gene Ontology annotation, cellular component: mitochondrion. The transcript has a single exon. NCBI's taxonomy places the organism in Eukaryota, Fungi, Kickxellomycota, Kickxellomycetes, Kickxellales, Kickxellaceae. The record is from RefSeq and is a predicted model, not a curated record.
UUUGACUGCCAUUUUUGAUUUUUUGUUUUCCAGUUCUAUUUUAUUUACAAAUCCACCAAUUCAUUGGAUUUCAACUUCAAUUCGACUUGUAGCAAUGAAUUUCAACCUUCUUUCGAAGAAACCCGCCGCCCUGCUUUUACUUGCACGACACUCAAGAUGCCUGAGCACGGUCCCACUUUCUUAUACCAAAACUACAGCAGCCCCUAGCGUCAGCGCCAACCCGCCACUGCUGAUCGUGCACGGGCUUUUUGGGUCAAAGCAAAACUGGCGCGCAAUUGCCAACCAACUGACCCGCACGCUAAACCGAGACACCUAUAGUGUCGACCUACGCAACCACGGCGAAAGCCCACACCAAUCCCCACACACAUACCCGGCAAUGUCGCAAGACAUUCAGCAAUUCAUCCAGGACCACCAGCUCACAAAACCCGUUCUCUUGGGUCACUCUAUGGGCGGCAAAGUGGUCAUGCAAGUGGCGCUGGAGCGCCCAGAUCUGGUAUCGCAGCUUAUUGUCGACGAUAUAGCGCCGGUCAAGCUCAGGCUCUCACAUGACUUUGACAAGUAUGUGGACAAAUUGAAGGAAAUUGAGGCGGCCGGGGUAAAGUCGCAGAAGGUGGCUGAUGAGAUGCUGUGCGAGGCGGAGGAGGAUUUAGGCGUGAGGCAGUUUUUGCUGACUAACAUGAAACGCAUCGAUGGGGUGUACCGUUCCAGGGUGCCGUUGGAUUUGCUACGCGAUAGCUUGAGUAAUGUCAUGGGUUGGGAGGCUGAGGGCGUGUACACGGGGCCGACAUUGUUUAUUAGCGGGAAAAAGUCGCCUCACGUCAGACCUGGGGUAUAUGAAGAGAUUAAGAAGCUUUUUCCUAACUACGAGCUUGACGAGUUGGACACUGGUCAUUGGGUACAUGCUGAGAAACCGAGAGAAUUUAUGGCGCUUGUGGAGGAGUUUAUCAGAAGAAACGAAUGAGCUUUUGUAUUUGUUUAGAAUAUUUAUUUAGAAAGUUUUAGAAAUGGUAGAAAUAAUUUUUAAGAAAUUGAAUUGAAUAGAAACUGAGUG